AUGAUGCCAUGGAACUACACCAGAGUUGAGGAAUUCAUUCUUCUGGGGCUGACCGGACGACCAGACUUGCAAAUUGCUUUAUUUGUGAUAUUUCUUGUCAUGUAUGCUAUAUCCUUUAUGGGUAAUACCCUUAUUAUUUUUGUCAGUAGUAUAAGCUCCCGUCUCCAUACACCAAUGUACUUCUUCUUGAGUAACUUAUCAUUUUUGGACCUUAGCUUUACCUCCAGCGUAGUUCCAAAAAUGCUUAUCAACUUUUUAUCACUGAAAAAAAGUAUAUCAUUUGAGGCCUGUUUUACCCAAAUGGUUAUACACAUGUGUCUAGGAGGCACAGAGUGCUGCCUUCUCUUAGCAAUGGCUUACGAUCGCUAUGUUGCUAUAUGCAGCCCAUUACGCUAUACCACAAUUAUGAAUCUAAGCUUAUGCGUUCAAAUGGCAAGUGGCUGUUGGAUUGGAGGCUCUAUAAACUCAUUAAUACAUACAUUCUUUGCUUUGCGGUUAUCAUUCUGUGGCCCAAAUGUCAUUAACCACUUUUUUUGUGAGAUACCAUCUGUACUAGAACUGGCUUGCACAGAUGCUUCUCUUAACAGGAACAUUAUUUUUUUCUGUGCUAUGUCAUUGGUUAUGGGCCCAUUUUUCCUCAUUCUCAUUACAUAUGGGUACAUUAUCUCCAGUAUACUUAAGAUCAGUACAUCAGUGGGCCGGAAGAAGGCUUUUUCCACUUGUGCUUCACACAUUAUUGUAGUCACUUUAUUCUAUGGUACAAUCAUUUUUAUGUACAUGAGACCAGGAGACACUCAUGUGGCCAACCAGGAUAAAAUGGCCACCUUGUUCUAUAGUGUUGUGACUCCAUUGCUCAACCCUCUCAUCUACACUUUGAGAAACAAGGAUGUUAAAGGAGCGUUGCUGGUGAUUAUAAGAAAAAAGCAUGUGCCAUAA
This is a messenger RNA of Nanorana parkeri, 936 nucleotides long. RefSeq names its product olfactory receptor 2G6-like. Gene Ontology annotation, molecular function: olfactory receptor activity; G protein-coupled receptor activity. Gene Ontology annotation, biological process: G protein-coupled receptor signaling pathway. The coding region runs from base 1 to 936 and encodes 311 amino acids. Lineage: Eukaryota; Metazoa; Chordata; Amphibia; Anura; Dicroglossidae. The transcript has a single exon. Gene Ontology annotation, cellular component: membrane. The record is from RefSeq and is a predicted model, not a curated record.